CCCUCUUUUAACCCUAGACAGAGAUCGUCGUUAGAGACGAACACUCAACACACUCACGGAGAGGGAUAGUUUUCCGGCGAAAAGAUUGAUUAAUCAAGCGCAUUAAAUAUGUUUAGAAACCAGUACGACACCGACGUCACAACAUGGUCGCCGGCGGGGAGGUUGUUUCAGGUAGAGUACGCUAUGGAGGCAGUCAAGCAAGGAUCGGCGGCCAUUGGUCUCCGAUCCAAGACUCACGUUGUUCUCGCAUGUGUCAACAAAGCUAAUUCGGAACUUUCAUCGCAUCAGAGGAAGAUCUUCAAGGUCGAUGACCACAUCGGCGUAGCCAUCGCCGGUCUCACUGCUGACGGCCGUGUUUUGUCGCGGUACAUGAGAUCCGAGUGCAUCAAUUAUGGCUAUACCUACGAGUCUCCUCUUCCUGUUGGUCGUUUAGUUGUUCAGCUCGCCGACAAAGCUCAGGUUUGUACCCAACGGUCAUGGAAACGCCCUUACGGUGUUGGUCUGCUGGUAGCCGGCUUGGAUGAAUCUGGGGCUCAUCUCUACUAUAACUGUCCUAGCGGAAAUUACUUUGAAUAUCAAGCUUUUGCCAUCGGUUCCAGGUCACAAGCCGCAAAAACAUAUUUGGAGCGCAAGUUUGAGAAUUUCACAGGUUCCUCUCGAGAUGAGCUGAUCAAGGAUGCACUAUUUGCCAUAAGAGAGACCUUGCAAGGUGAAAAACUUACAAGCACUGUAUGCACGGUGGCUGUGGUUGGUGUAGGAGAAGCCUUCAAUAUAUUGGACCAAGCAACUGUACAGGCAUUAAUUAACGAGUUUGAGAUUUCCGGAGAAGAAGGUCCUACAAAUGAGGGUGUUGCAGAGGAAGCUGUGGGUGAAGCUGGUGGUGCCGCCGCCACUCAGGAGGGUGGAGCCGCACCAGAGCAAGAAACUGCACCGAUGGAUAUUUGAGUGCAGUCAGGUGGUUUACUGUUUGUUUUAGAGCAAUAUUGGUAUGAUGUUUGGAAUAUUUGAAUUGCAGUUGUUUCGAGUUUCUUCCAUUUGAUUGGUGCAAACCUUUCUAAAGCUUUGCCUCUUUUGAACUCUUUAUUUUGAACUGAUUAUAUCCAGAUGUAGUUGGUUAUUAAGUUAAUUUAAAGACACGACCAUGUGAAGUUACUU
Messenger RNA from Cynara cardunculus var. scolymus (artichoke), 1155 nucleotides. Its product is annotated as proteasome subunit alpha type-1-B-like. The record is from RefSeq and is a predicted model, not a curated record. The transcript is spliced from 2 exons. Bases 109 to 945 code for a protein of 278 amino acids. Gene Ontology annotation, cellular component: proteasome core complex; proteasome core complex, alpha-subunit complex. Gene Ontology annotation, biological process: ubiquitin-dependent protein catabolic process. Lineage: Eukaryota; Viridiplantae; Streptophyta; Magnoliopsida; Asterales; Asteraceae.